GAAGGCCUUGUGUACAAGUCUUCGCUCCCAUUCAUGUAGAGUGCUGAGCUGUAGCAGCCAUCGCAGAGUCCAGACGCUCCACAUCUUCGUUAAAGCAGAGAGCCUCGCCCUCCCAGACAGAAAGAAAGUUGACUUUACUUUAGAGCAGCCACCAUGGCAGAAGCUCAUCAGGCGGUGGCCUUUCAGUUCACUGUCAGCCCUGAUGGCAUCGACCUACAUCUGUGCCACGAGGCUCUACGCCAGGUCUACCUCUCUGGCCUCCACUCCUGGAAGAAAAGGUUCGUUCGCUUCAAGAAUGGGGUGAUGACUGGUGUGUACCCGGGCAGCCCGGGUGGGUUCAUGGUAGUGGUCGUGUCAUACAUGUCAUACAACAAAUACAAACAAUUGGAUCCUUCUAUGGGAUUGAUUGCCAGACUUGGCCAACACAUACCUAUCAGCCGAUACAUGUCCACAGAUAGCCAGAGGAUACUUGGAGGGGUUCUGGUGGGUACGGGCCUCUGGGUCACCAUCAUAAUGAUCAUGAGGAAUGUUCUGAAGAGCCUGCUGUCAUGGCACGGCUGGAUGGAGUCACGCCACGGCUCUCUGCCUUUUGGUACUCGUUUGUGGCUGAUAUUGGUGAAGGUGUUCUCUGGCAGAAAGCCAUUGCUCUACAGUUUCCAGAACUCUCUCCCUCGGCUACCUCUUCCCACUGUCGAGGACACAUGCAGAAGGUACCUGGAGUCGGUGCGCCCACUGAUGGAUGACGAGCAGUUUGAAAGGAUGAAGGCCUUGUCAAAAGACUUUGAGAAGAAUCUGGGACCCAGGGUGCAGUGGUACCUCAAACUCAAGUCCUGGUGGGCAUCCAACUAUGUUAGUGACUGGUGGGAAGAGUAUAUUUACCUGAGAGGCCGUGGACCCAUCAUGGUCAACAGCAACUAUUAUGCCAUGGACUUUUUGUACGUGUUCCCCACGUCCAGCCAGGCUGCCCGGGCAGGUAAUGCUGUUCAUUCCAUCAUGCUCUACAGGAGAAAACUGGACAGAGCUCAGAUCAAACCAAUAUACUUGCUGGCCAACAAGGUACCUCUGUGUUCUGCUCAGUGGGAGCGAAUGUUUAACACCUCCCGCAUCCCUGGUGUGGAGACAGAUACACUCCAGCACAUGAACGAGAGCAAACACAUUGCUGUGUACCAUAAGGGCCGUUUCUUCAAAGUGUGGAUGUUUUACGAUGGACGGCUGCUGUUGCCACGGGAGAUCGAGCAGCAGAUGGAGAGGAUCUUGGCAGAUAAGUCUGAGCCGAUGCCAGGAGAGGAGAAACUAGCUGCACUUACUGCAGGAGAAAGGACCCCAUGGGCAAAGGCCCGAGAGCAGUUCUUCAAAAGCGGUAAAAACAAGCAGUCCCUGGAUGCCAUCGAGAAGGCGGCCUUCUUUGUAAGCCUUGAUGACACCGAGCAGCGUUACGAUCUAAACAACCAAGUCAAGUCUCUGGACAGUUACGCCAAGUCCCUGCUCCAUGGAAAGUGCUAUGACAGGUGGUUUGAUAAGUCCUUCAAUCUGAUUGUCUACAAAAACGGCACCAUGGGACUGAACGCAGAGCACUCCUGGGCUGAUGCUCCAAUCGUUGGUCAUCUGUGGGAGCAUGUUCUGUCCAUGGAUCCUAAGCUGGGCUAUACUGAGGAUGGUCACUGCCAAGGGAACCCUCACCCAAACCUUCCUGGUCCCCAGAGGCUGCAAUGGGACAUCUCCACAGAGUGUCAGGAGACCAUCGAGAGCUCACUGACAGUAGCCAGGGCUCUGGCAGAUGAUGUGGACUGCCACAUAAUCCCUUUCGAUGACUUUGGAAAGGGGCUGAUUAAGAAGUGCCGCACCAGUCCAGACGCCUUCAUCCAGAUUGCCUUGCAGCUGGCCCAUUACAGAGACAAAGGGAAGUUCUGCCUGACAUAUGAAGCCUCCAUGACACGGCUCUUCCGUGAGGGUCGAACAGAAACCGUGCGUUCCUGCACCAUAGAGACCUGUGACUUUGUUCGUUCCAUGAUCAGACAGGAGACAAGAGAAGAGCGCCUCAAGUUACUUAAAGUGGCAGCAGAGAAACACCAAAACAUGUACCGCUUGGCAAUGACAGGGCAGGGCAUCGAUCGGCACCUUUUCUGUCUCUAUGUGGUUUCUAAAUACCUUGGAGAGGAAUCACCCUUCCUCAAGAAGGUCUUGUCUGAGCCAUGGAGGUUGUCCACCAGUCAGACCCCUCUACAGCAGGUUGAGUUGUUUGAUCUGGCCAGACAUCCAGAGUUGGUGUCCUCUGGAGGCGGAUUCGGUCCAGUGGCUGAUGAUGGGUAUGGUGUCUCCUACAUCAUCCUCGGUGAAGAGCUCAUCAACUUUCACAUCUCCAGCAAAUACUCAAGUCCAGAAACUGAUUCACGUCGUUUUGGUGACAACAUCAAACAGUCCAUGCUGGACAUACUGGAUCUCUUCCAGCUAGGGAAGACGGUGCCCAAGUGAUGAUUUUCACCAUGUUUUUUUUUUUUUCAGGUUUUCUGAUUUAUCAAAUCUUCCUGUAGAUUGUACAGAAUCACUUUGUGGAAUUGGGAUUUCUAUGUUAAUUAAUGUUACAUAAAUAAGGAAGGCAUUAAAAUGAGUCACUGUCAAUAUGUUGUGUAGAGAUUUGCGUGUACAGAUUGGUUUAGGCGAGCCUCCAGCACAGGUGGUGUGCAGAUCAAAGUAUGUACUUGCGAAACUGAACUUUAGCGGUGCCUUAGUGACCCACUAAUGUAAAAGAAAAAAGGGGCGGACAUUCUAGUUUGGGAACAAAUCUGUGCUCUAACACUGAAUAAUAUUCUGGUUGAAGAUUUGUUCAGUAGCAUCAUCCAAUUUUUAAUGAUGUUUUAAGUUGUAAGAUGGUGCACUACUUUUAUUAGUUUCCACCCUGUGCAUGUGGGGAUCAUCUGCUUCCUGCUGUUGCAGCUCUUGACUCACCAUUACUGACUCAAACGGCAAACGUGAUGUUAAAUAUCAGCUCGUUUUUAGGUUACACAGUGUCCACCUAUUUCACUUGGUCCAGCAGGUUAGAUGAAAGUAGAUUCUCCUGGUGGUGAAAUUGUAUAUCUGUAAUCACAAGAAUCAUAGAUGGGAAGCUUUGAUCUGAUGUGUAACUCUGUGUCAGUGUGAUUCUGAACAAAACGCAAGACAGGAAACGGGUGCCACUGUCUAUUCUCCAUGGCCUUUCUGUACAGUCUGUUCAGUUUUAGCUGCUAUGAUUUUUAUGAGGUUGCCAUGAAAGCUGUUCUGAUGUGUGCGUUUCAUUUUCAUACUCAGGUUUUGCUAAGCUACCCUGUUAUCAUAAGGUGCUUUCGGCAGCGCUCAUUCUGGUUUCUGCGGAUGAUGAUCCUGUUAAGUUUGUCGUUGGUAUAAAGUAAAGUUUGUUUGAGAGUGAGAACUGGAAUAACAUAAGAGGGGAGGAAACUCGACACCAUAUGCUUAACUGUAACUUUUUAUUCUGAUUAUUUAAGAAAAUAAUCUUUGAGAUGAUUUGUGAACUUUCAUGGGCGAUGUGUUGAUGUGUUGGUUGGUGGUAGUUGUACGGCUGUUGUUGCCUCGUCGAAGUGUUUCAGAACCAUAGCAGCUUGUUGGUCUCCAGGACUGUAGGAAAACUGAAGUUUCUCUCGAAUAAACUCUCAAAAAUGUUAGAUUAAAGUUGGGGUUUUUAUUUAUAUGUUGUCAAUCCAUUAUGGUUUUUAAUUUGUUUUUGUUUUGUUUAAACCUUCCUAUUUCACACAAACAGUGCAUAUUUACCAGCUGAAUGUGGUGAAUGAUGAGCACUAAGUUAAAGCUUGUUUUGAUCUAUGAAGAUAAGUCAUUUUUUGAACAUGACAUUUUUGUUAUCGUACUUUGCCAGUCUGUCGUAGUUUGACUUUUUAUCUCAGUAGAUCUCAUGUUUACACUGCUGCAUGUUAUUUGAAGAUGAAGCUGUACAUGUUUGCCUUUUAAUUUAAAGUUGUGUAAAAAGACAAGCAGCUGAUAUACCAAACAAAGUUUUAACAAUAAAGUGAAUGUCAGAUAGCUGUA
This is a messenger RNA of Xiphophorus hellerii (green swordtail), 4035 nucleotides long. It is a transcript of the gene cpt1ab, whose product is annotated as carnitine palmitoyltransferase 1Ab (liver). NCBI's taxonomy places the organism in Eukaryota, Metazoa, Chordata, Actinopteri, Cyprinodontiformes, Poeciliidae. Gene Ontology annotation, molecular function: carnitine O-palmitoyltransferase activity. Gene Ontology annotation, biological process: fatty acid metabolic process; carnitine metabolic process. Gene Ontology annotation, cellular component: mitochondrion. The record is from RefSeq and is a predicted model, not a curated record.